CAGGGAGAAGUCUGCAACAUGAUUAACAAGAAGUAUAACGAGUUCCUGCCCAGCAUGCAGAGCGCUGAGGACUUGGUGUCGCAGGUGGACGGGCUGUCCAGCAACAUCGACCUGCUGAAAGCGGGGAUUGAAAACGAGGUUCAACGUGAUCUAAAUGUCGCUGUUGCCGAAUUUACUGAACUGAAGCAGCAGUUGGAGCGAGACACACUGGUUCUGAGUAUUCUGAAGAAGCUACAGGAGUUUGAUACAGCUAUUAAAGAGUACAAUACUGCAUUGCUGGAAAAGAAGUAUGUCGCAGCAGCUCAACAACUGGAGAAGGCGCGAAGCAGCCUGAAAAUGCUGGAAUCCCGCAAGGGCUUUGAGCUGAAGAUCCUGAAAGCACUAGGCACAGAGCUCACAGUGCAGACACAGAACAUGCUCUAUCAUCUCGGAGAAGAAUGGCAGACAUUGGCUGUAUGGAAGCUUCCUCCUUCCAAAGAAAGCAGCGGCCUGGAGUCAGCGAUGCAUUCAGAAUUGCACUUACGCACAGUGCCAUCCAAAGAGGAGGAGAUUGCUGGCCCACCUGUUGCUUCUGUGCUGCAGGCAUUUGCUGUCCUAGGAGAACUGCACACCAAGCUUAAAAUUUUUGGCCAGUUGCUGCUGAAAUACAUCCUCAAGCCACUGAUUUCGUACCCGUCUCUUCAGCCGUUCACAGAGGAACAGUCAGAUGUAUUCAUCCUACGUUUUAAGUCCAAGGAGCCUAACUUGGAUCAUUCCUCUCCUAUGGAGGUUUUUGACAAGAUCAAGCUUAUUUUUGAAGUUCUCCACAAAUAUCUGCUGAAUGUGCCUCUUGAGCAACCUGUGGAAGAUAAAAAGGAGUGCAGAGUUACACUCGCAGAACUGCUAGGUGAUAUGAUAUGGGAAGAGUUAUCAGACUGCCUCAUUCAGAACUGUCUGGUGAAUUCAAUCCCAACCAAUAGCAGCAAACUGGAGCAGUAUAUAGAGGUGAUUAAAUCCACAGAGGAAUUUGAAAAAGCCUUGAAGAACAUGCAGUUUUUGAAAGGAGACACAACUGAUUUACUGAAAUACGCCCGUAAUGUCAAUUCCCACUUUGCUAACAAGAAGUGCCAGGAUGUGAUUGUGGCAGCCAGAAACCUAAUGACCUCAGAAAUACACAAUACUGUAAAGAUCACACCUGAUUCCAGUGUAGCCCUACCGAGGCUUCCUGAUCCUGGGGCAGGAGAUCACUUAAAAAUGCAAACAACUUCUAAACUUCUGCAUAAUGACACGGUGAAUUUGGAGAACGAGACUAAACUGAGCCAGUACACGUUUUCUCUGCCCACAUGCCGCAUCAGUUCAUCAGUGGAGAAACUGAUGGAGCUGGCUUAUCAGACCCUGUUGGAGGCUACAGCCAGCACAGAUCAGUGCUGUAUACAACUCUUCUACUCUGUGCGGAAUAUAUUCCAGCUGUUCUAUGAUGUAGUGCCAACAUACCACAAAGAGAACCUUCAGAAAUUACCCCAGCUGGCAGCCAUUCACCACAACAACUGCAUGUAUAUUGCUCACCACUUGCUCACCCUCGGACACCAGUUCCGAUACCGCCUGACUAACAUCCUGUGUGAUGGAGCAGCUACUUUUGUAGAUCUGGUACCUGGUUUUAGGAGACUUGGGAUGGAGUGUUUUCUGGCCCAGAUGCGAGUGCAGAAAGGAGAAAUCCUGGAGAGGCUGUCAAGUGCCAGGAAUUUUUCUAACAUGGAUGAUGAGGAAAAUUACUGUGCAGCAAACAAAGCAAUAAGGCAGGUAUUGCAUCAGUUGAAAAGACUGGGGAAAGUUUGGCAGGAUGUCCUUCCAGUGAACGUAUACUGCAAGGCUAUGGGGACUUUACUGAACACAGCGCUCUCAGAGAUCGUCACUAGGAUUGCUGCCCUAGAGGAUAUCUCUGCAGAAGAUGCAGAUAGGUUGUACUCCCUCUGUAGGACCAUGGUGGAGGAAGGACCCCAAGUUUUCACCCCACUGCCUGAAGAUGACAAAAAUAAGAAAUACCAAGAGGAAGUUCCAGUCUACGUGCAAAAAUGGAUGACGUUCAAAGAGCUGAUGAUCAUCUUGCAAGCCAACCUCCAAGAAAUAGUAGAUCAGUGGGCGGAUGGGAAGGGGCCUCUUGCAGCUGAAUUCUCUGCAGCUGAAGUGAAGAGUCUGAUCCGAGCCUUGUUCCAGAACACAGAAAGGAGAGCAGCAGCACUGGCCAAAAUUAAGUAACUCUUUACUCCUACACGUUGCAUCUUCUGAGAAAGUGAGAGCAGACCAAGUCUUUCAAAUAUUUUUUGAAUUUGACCCUUCUUGUUCAUACUGGUAUAAAAAAAAAGCUUAGCAUUAGGUAAGUGCUUCCUGGGGGCUUGACUGAGGGAGACAUUUCCUAGCUCAAUAUUUGUAGGGCAGAUAGGGUGGCUGUAUGAGUCUGGGACCAGAAAAAUCAAAGGUGGGUAACACAUGGACACUGACUGCUUAUGCUCCAUCUGCCAGGCAGACAGAGUUUGGGCUUGAAAAAUGUAAUCUCCUGCCAUGCUCUCCAGAGGUGUUCUGCCCAGAUCCAAAUUUUCCUUCAUGAGCUGGUGGGUGUACAGUCCUGGUGAAAAAAGGAUGCUUUUUGUCAUAUGUGCUAAUUUCUGUUCUCUAGGAUUUCAUCUUCCUGUUAAGCCCAGCAGAGGGAAAUAAAGCAAAUCUUC
Messenger RNA from Balearica regulorum gibbericeps (East African grey crowned-crane), 2702 nucleotides. The record is from RefSeq and is a predicted model, not a curated record. NCBI's taxonomy places the organism in Eukaryota, Metazoa, Chordata, Aves, Gruiformes, Gruidae.